AGCCAUGAAUUAUGGGGGCUGCUACCAUCAUAGCCAAUUGUCUGGAUGAAAAGCAGGCUCUGCCUCACUUAACGUUGGGUGGUAUCUUGUGGCUGAGCAGCAGGUUCACAAUCAGAUCUGCUCGGUGGUUCAGGUCAGCAGGGCAGCUGGAAGGACGGAGACUGGAAAAACUGCUCUAUAACCUGUCAGAGGGGACGCCACCGCCACACGUGUGGGACUGAUGCAGAGGACAGAGGCAAACCUGCGUUAAACAGAACACCGAGUAAAGAUGGUGGGGCUGAGAAACCGCUCCACAUGGGAACCGCUGCUACUCAAAGCCUCCUGCAUCAAGUCUUGUGCAAAUGGAUGCGCCUUGGGCAUCACGGCCCAACUUACAUAUGCUAACGCGGACCUGGAGUCUGUGGAAGGAGUGUUUGUGUACCCACUUGGUGAAAAGGAGGUUGUUGUGGGCUAUGAAGCGGUGAUUGCUGGACGGCUGAUGCGGGUGCAGAUUCAGAGCCGAGGGAAGCUGAAAGACUGCUGCUUGGAUUGUUGCUCCGGACCCGGUCCUGAUCCACACUGUGGGAACGGUCCUGAGUGGAGCUGCUGUGGAACAUCCAGCCUGGACAUGCAAUGCACCAACGGACAUCUCAUCCUGGAUGAAGAUCUGGAGAGAACCACCUUCAUCGUCGGUUGUGGAGUCAUCGGCCCCAUGGAGAUAGUGUCUGUCAUCAUCAGCACCACACUGGAACUCCCCACUUUAGAAAAUGGAGCCAUCCGUGUCGUCUACCCAACCGUGCUCACCCCGAUUGUCAAAGGCCACGCAACCGCAGGCAAGACCGAAAACGGAGGGAAAUCUGAGGAAACUGGGGCGACCAGCUGCUUUGGAGCCACAUCAGGAAAACAAGACAGGAGCUUAGGCUCCGAGCAGCAGUGUUCUCAUCACUUCUUCACUAGUCCUGCAGCUAACCUGGCACCCUAUGAGCUCAGCUUCCAGCUCCUGGUCAGGGGGGCCUGUCUGCUGGCUGGAUUAGAAAGUCCAACUCAUGCGCUGAGAGCAGAUGCAGAUCCAAGUGCCCAAAGUGCAUCAGCCACAUACAUCACCCUGGCACAGGAGCAUCCAUAUGACAGACAUAUUGAAAUCAUUUUGCACCUGAGCAAACCCCACAGUCCACAGGUGAUCUUUGAAAGAGGGAGACUCUCCUUCAGCCAGUACAAACAGCAGAUCUGUUCCCGCCGCGAUUUCAUCCGAUGCACCCGCAAAGAUUCCGACCCAGAAAAAAAGCUGGAGUUUGUUAGGAGACGGUACCACAAGGACAUCCUCUGCAGCCCCGUCCUGAUGCUGAAUUUCUGCCCCGAUCUGCUGUCUGAACCGCUGGAGCUGCACAAAACCUGCAGGGAGCUGCUGUUCCUCGUGGAUCGCAGCGGCAGCAUGAGCGGCACCAGCAUCCAACGCGUCAAAGAAGCCAUGGUGGUGGCCUUGAAGAGUUUGCCUACCGGUACAAUGCUCAACAUUGUCGGAUUCGGGACCACCGUCAAACCGCUGUUCACCUCCAGCAAACUCUGCACUGAUGUGACCCUGAUACAGGCCUAUGAGUACAUCCAGAGGAUGAGAGCUGACAUGAGAGGCACCAACCUGCUGGGGGCGCUCACCUGGCUCUACCAGCAGCCCAUGCAGCGCAUGUACCCCCGCCAGGUCUUCAUCAUCACAGACGGAUCUGUGAGCAAUGUGGCUAAAGUGCUGGAGUUGGUGCGCAGAAACACGUGUGCUGGCAGAUGCUUCGGAUUGGGCCUUGGUCCUCGAGCCUGCAGGAGACUCCUGCAGGGUAUUGCAAAACUCACAGGAGGGGUAACAGAGUUCUUGGAUGAUGAUGAGAGACUCCAGCCCAAGCUAAUCAAGUCUCUAAAAAAGGCCUUUGAACCUGUCCUAACUGAUGUGCGGAUUGACUGGUAUUUACCUGAGAACACGGAGGCUCUUCUCUCACCCAAUGAGAUCCCUCCUCUCUACCCGGGUGACUGCCUCGUCGGAUACUGCACUCUUUAUGACAUGACACAUUUCAAAGCACAGAAGACAGAGGCUCAAGGGCGAGACUAUAGAGAAUUACACUGUGGCUCCAUGGGUUCAGUCUUCAGCCAGUCCAAUGAUGACCUUUCUCCUCCUACCUCUGAGUUGAUGCCGGUGGCGACUUGUGCAAAUGGCACCGACUUGGAGGAGGCUCUUCGAGAAAUCUCCAGAGAAAUCUCUUCUGAAUUUUCCUGUGCACGAGACACAGAUUAUGCAACAACUCUUGGUGAGCUCUUCAACCUGGAUUUGAUUAUUGGAAUUAAGACUAAAGUUGGCUCUUUCUCCAAUCCAGGUGUGGAGCCGGACUGGUCCAGCGACAUAAGGAGGAGGAUCCAGGAGAGCUCUUACAUCCAGGAGCAAUACGUUCUGACCCACUGCUCCCUCAGCAGUGAGAGAAGCCUUCAAACUCAUUCACACACCCUCGACCCAAACUCAGACUCUGCAGGCGGAGUAUUUCAGCCCGACUCGGUGUUGGAUACCGGGUCUCUGCCUCAAGGUCUUGAGAAGAUGCCCCCUCCAGACAAAAGGUCCUCCUUGUCUCGGUGGGCAGACCCGGCGUGGGAGCAAAACCUCUCUGUUGAAACUCCUGAUAUCAGAGCAAAUAAGAGGAGGCAUCUGGAUGAAGAUGAGUCCAGAAGGAGACAGAAAACUCUAGCGCGCUCCACCAUGGCAGCACGCAGCUUCUCGUCCCCUCAAGGUGAACUAGAGAUGCACCGGCUGAGGAGGGCUCUGGAGAGGGUCUCCUUUGAUCAGACGCUGGGAGGGAAGCUGGAUGAAAGCGACGGGGAGACAAAACCCUCCUCUAAGGGGACGGUGUCUCACAGAAGCCUCACUGACUCCAACGGGCUGCUGUUCCCGGCCUCUCCCCUGGACUGGGACAGCCUCACAGACCCAGAGUAUCUCUUUGCUGCUGCUCCACCAGAAACCCCCCCGCCAGGUCAGUGCCGCUCCCUCAUUCACGGCUUCCUGAACGGCAAGCCAGUGUCCUGGGAGGUCACCGUGGACCUGAGGCACCUCUGGAGCCCUGAGGGCCAGGAAAUCACAAGUACUGAGGGGAGCGGAGAAGGUGAGGAGGAAGGGAGGAAAUCGUGGGAGGAGCUACUUCACCAGCUGACCGCUCGCUCGGCUAUUAGGGACUUUGAGAAGAUGGCAGAAAACGAGGGCGUCACCGGACAUGGUAGCUCCAAACGGCAGCGUAUGAAAGCCAUUCAGACCAGCAAGCAUUGCAACAUCAUCUGUAUGUACACAGCCUUCACCACGAUUGACAGUCUCCCCAACAAAAGCCUGUCAGAGAGCAUGGACGUCCACAAAGCAGGGAUUCAUACGUGGAACAGACAGUCUUCUCAGCCCACCAGUCGCAGGCUGGGGGUCUAUUCUGUAGGUCUAGGCAGGAGGAGGACCAGCGGGGACAGUGAGGAGGCUGAGGAGACGUGGAAUUCUACAGACAGAGAUGACACCCCUGCAUCUCCAUGUAGCAUAACAUCCUGGGAUUCUAAUUUUGGUGGCAGCGGUUAUGGCGCUCCAGCCCCUUCUACCAUCAAACAGCAUCGUUUGCAGAGAACAAUCGAAAGCAAGUCAAUGGAGAGCUUCUUUGGCACCAGGUUCCAACUGGGCAGACUCAGGUCCUCCAUUUCAUCAGGGAAGCAGGUUCCUCUCAAAUCCCACUGUUUAUCUGCAGAGACAGACAAACAGCCUGAGAGUGAGACUCCCGACUACCUUCCUCUGGUGCGUCUGCAGCUGGCAUCAGGAGCAUUCUUGCUGACAGAGAUCUACUCUGACUGCAUCCAGAUCCCUCUGGAUCGCCUUAAAAGAGCAUCUCCUUACAGCCUCCACCGCCGCAGUCUCAGCCCAGCUUUCCGCUGUACCUCUCCCAGUGCUCCCUCCUUAUCCACAUCCGGAAAACCGCUCCUGUCCAGCCACCACGUCACCUUUUCCCCGUCCUCCUACUCCCUUGCCAAGCCCACUGCUCCACCUUUCCACCACACUCCAGACGACACCCCGCUUUUUUUGGAGUCCAGGCUGCUGCAGAGACACUUGUCUGAGCGAGACCCCGGCGCCCUGGCUCCUGACCUCCCCAGCUCCGAGGAGGGCUCUCUGGAGCUUUCUGCUGGCCUCUCUCAGAGCCAGAGCCUCGGCCAGGCAGACAGCGGCCGGGGCUCAGAGACAGACGUGUGCGAGGGAUCCUCAGCAGAGCCAGCCGACCUUCAGGGCAGCAGCCAGCAGGCUAAAGAGGAUCUGGAGGGCUCCAGCUGGGCCACAGCUGUGGCGCUGGCCUGGCUGGAGCACCGCUGUGCGGGCUACUUCAUGGAAUGGGAGCUCGUGGCGGCAAAAGCCGACUUCUGGCUGCGCUGUCAGGAUCUGCCGGAGGGAGUGGACCUGGCGGGGCUCAGAGGAGCAGCCAGACAGCUGUUCCUGCUGCUGCGCCACUGGGACGAGAACAUCAAACUCAACAUGCUGUGCUACAACCCCAACAACAUGUGAGACGAGGAAACUGAGCCACUCAUGUCUUUUUAACACCUAAAUGCAAAAAAGAAGAGAAAAAAAGCUAUAUUUUUAAAUCGACAGGCACUUUAACCUUAUAGAAUUUAACAAGUGGCCUUUUAUAUCUAUGCUAUAACACACAAAUGCCUUGACCCUCAGAAUAAGCUGUUUGUAGCUUAGUUUGUGGCUAGUACAAUAUGUGACUAAACCAAAUAUGAUUUCAGAAUGGUUGUAAAAAUGCUUGAUUAUUUAUUAAUCUCAUGAAAAAACAAUUAUUAUUUCUAUAAGGGACCCAAUGAGAUGUGCAUUAUUAGAAAUAAAUGGCCGGAACUGUCCUCUGCUUUUACCAAGUCCUUUGAAGGUCAUUUCUCUACUUAUAUCAUAGUCACUUACGAAAUAACCAAAUACUAAAUCAAUAAUUAAUACUUUAAUGUUGUUAUUUUUUUAGGUUAAAAUAGUUUUUCACAAAAAGUGGACGGUAUUGUCAUGGUAACAGUUACAGAGCCUGCACCGACCUCGCUCUGCUGCAGUGGAGAAAAGUGGAUAUGCUGAUUGUCAUGAGUUAAGACAUAAUUUCAGAGGGGGAGAUCACUUCUUAAGCUACUGUUUUGUUUUUGUCCAAAUGAAUAAUAAGAAAUAAAAGUCUAAAUUGUUCAAAUCCUUGGGUGUC
This is a messenger RNA of Oryzias melastigma (Indian medaka), 5195 nucleotides long. RefSeq names its product von Willebrand factor A domain containing 5B2 (gene vwa5b2). The record is from RefSeq and is a predicted model, not a curated record. The coding region runs from base 269 to 4525 and encodes 1418 amino acids. Lineage: Eukaryota; Metazoa; Chordata; Actinopteri; Beloniformes; Adrianichthyidae. The transcript is spliced from 22 exons.